UGUCGAAAUUUGAGGCUUGUGCUUUGCCCACAUGGAUAUACUGAAUUAGAAAGUGUAAGAAAUUGUUGAGCAACUGAUUAAUUGGCAGAAUGGCGCCUGCGACGCCCGCCAUGUGGCUUUGGUGAACUUGGCAGCUUGUGACGUGUCAUCUCUUCUCUUCAUUCUGACUUGUUCUGAAUUUACAGAUGACAUCAUAAAUGAACCGUUUAUUUGGUCCUUGUUUCUGCAAUGUACAAGGACUGGACAGCCAUGUUUUGGUGGCUGACAAAGUAAUAUAGAAACGUUCACCACCCUUUUAUGUGACAUCAUAGAUGCUUGUCUCUAACGAGUAGUCUAAGAUGGUUGGCAAUAGCCUUGGUGCCUGCCAAAUCUUCGUUCUUUAAUGUUUACAUAUUGUUCUUAUUAAAUUAUUUCAGGUGCUUGAAUGUCAUUUGCCUAGCUGUAGAGGAUUUCUUAUUACCCAACUAGAGGAUGGCAACUGUGCCUUUCAUGGUGAUCGGUAGAAUUCAACAUUUGAUUAUUUGUACCGUUAAGAAUCUGCUGUAGACCAAGAAUAUCCUUUAUAUACUGCUCCAUAAGAAUUGCAGGAAGUUGAUGAUCCUGGUAACCACCCUCUUUACUGGGUUGACUUUGCUUGCGUCUGAAAAUUUGACAUUUGCCAUGCUUGAUUAUUUUGGCAGGUUCUUGUGUCGUAUGUCACUAUCUUAGAUUUCUACGCCAAAUGAUCCAACCUAGAGGCAGAAAGUUUUUGAGUUUGGCAAGGUUUUGGACUCUAAUUGGCUUGGUUUCUCCCAAAAAUUGCAGACAUUUCAAGGCAUCUUCCCACCUUAGUGCCCAUCGCCUCCACUGGGUUGACAGCUGUUUUUAGUGUCUCUUGUUCCUAUAACCCUUCUGAUUGAGUCAUUCUUAUGCAAUGCCUCGGCUAAUUGCUCGGGCACUUGAGUCUGACAUGGGUUCAAGUCGCUCCUCAGAUGGCUCCGGCAAAGAGAGGCUGAAAUGGACAGAAGAGCUGCAUCAUCUGUUCGAAAAGGCAGUCAAUCAGCUUGGUGGUCCGGAUAGGGCAACUCCCAAGGGCAUCCUGAAGGCUAUGGGCAUUCCAGGAUUAACCAUCUACCAUGUCAAAAGCCACUUACAGAAGUACAGGAUAUCAAAGUUUAUUCCAGAAUCUGCCAGCAGAGGCAAGUUUGAGAGGAGAAACAUUUCUGAAUUACUGCCCAACUUCAGUGCAACUUCAGGUGCUCAGCUUCAAGAAGCAUUGAAGAUGCAGAAGGAAGCAGAAGGCCGAUUAAGCGAUCAACUUGAGGUUCAAAGGAGCUUGAAACUUAAAAUUGAAGCCCAAGGAAGGUACCUUGAGAGAAUUGCAGAGGAUUUCAAGAACAGGCUCAGCAUUACAAGAUCCAACAAGCCCUUUUCACCUAUAUCUCUGCCAUCCCUCUGUGAAGAGUCCGAAUCAAAUGCCAAAGAAUUCGAAUCAGAUUCAGAGGUUGACAGAACUGAAGUAAGGUCCGAAGAACAGUUUCGAGCUCCAAAGAGGCUCAAGACAAAAGAAGUUGUUUUGCUGUCUGGAUAUAAUGUCACACCACUUGAUUCAGAAUGCUUUAAUCAAAGCUUAUUUCUUCCUCAAGGAGCCAGCAUUGAAUAUUCAUCUGAUGAAACUUGCUUUCCAUGGAGUUUCACAGCCUGCAGAUCACCUUUGAUGCCAUCUUUUUACAACUCUUAUUAACUAAUUAGCCUAUGUGUUUUGGCUUAAAUAAAACCCCCAACAUCGUGUGGCCUUUGUUCGUGGUCAAUACUUAUGAAUGUUUAGUUGGGAGCCCAAAAACUGUUCAUUGUGCUGUAGUAAUCUAUCCUUCUUGGUGACUUAAGUACAAAUGAUCCAGUUUUGUACUUAAUCCCCAAGAUGGAUUUGCUUUGUAAUACUCUUGUCUACGAAGCCCAUCAUGGCAUGGCCUUCAUAUUAUGCUUAAUUAUGGUGCUUGUGUAAAUGAGAGUCUGGUGAAAUUUUGUGCACUUGUUAUCCCAACUUUAUAUUUGGGUC
Diospyros lotus (date-plum) is the source of this 2038-nucleotide messenger RNA. RefSeq names its product myb family transcription factor PHL7-like. The transcript has 6 exons. Gene Ontology annotation, molecular function: DNA binding; DNA-binding transcription factor activity. The record is from RefSeq and is a predicted model, not a curated record. NCBI's taxonomy places the organism in Eukaryota, Viridiplantae, Streptophyta, Magnoliopsida, Ericales, Ebenaceae. The coding region runs from base 914 to 1723 and encodes 269 amino acids.